Messenger RNA from Tuber melanosporum (Perigord truffle), 1533 nucleotides. RefSeq lists its product as uncharacterized. Bases 1 to 537 code for a protein of 178 amino acids. The record is from RefSeq and is a predicted model, not a curated record. NCBI's taxonomy places the organism in Eukaryota, Fungi, Ascomycota, Pezizomycetes, Pezizales, Tuberaceae. The transcript has a single exon.
AUGUGGGAGACGGGAGACGGAAGAAGGGCAACACUAGUGACUUGGAGUACUGUAUAUAUUCAAGGCUUCUGCCAAAGGUUUAAAACCAAUGGAGAUCUCCUCUGUAUGCGUGCUUCACAUUUCUGUUCUCACUCCAAAAAGUUCCCUCUUAGCCUAUCCUCACCUCACCUCACCUCACCGGUACUACACUAUCCCACCCAUCGCAAAAAUACGCCUUCGUCCAUCCACCUCCCGUACAUCCGUACCGACUCUACCCCAGAACAACUUAUCCAAUUCCCCGCUACAGCCGCCACCACCUCCUCGUCCCAUCGCCCCCUUAGUUUACCCCCACCCCCUUUGAAAUACAGCCGUGCUCCUUCACUAUUUUUUAUUUUAUUUUUUAGAUAUGUAAUCUUUCAUUUUUGUGAUAGAACAGAUAUAUUGAAUAUUCCGGGCUGGUUUCGGGAGUCUGCCUAUAUCACGCAGUCAGAAAUAACCGAUUGUGGUGAAAUUCUCCCUGGUGGGGGAACUUCCGUUACAUCCCCUCUCUAUAAAUGAUACGAGUGGCUUGAUGCUUAACUUGGUCGGUACUGACUUAAACUUUCCAGUCCGGACAUGCCCCUUGAAGUGUCAGCUCUAUCACAUGGCGUGAGCUAGCGCAACUCAUGCAAUUGGUAGUCCCGAGUCAUGUACUGCAUUGCAGACCGUCACUUGCUAUCACUCGUCCGGAUCUCUGAUAAGCUGUCAGGUGUGGGUCGCACGGUGUAUGGCAUCAAAUAGAGAAGCGUAAGAGGGCGGAAGUAUUCAGCUGUAAGCUAUAAUGGACAAAACUUGACUUUGUUUCAAUCGCUACGUGCAGAAAGACGCUAACUAGUGUGUUCUCGAGCGUCGGGGUAAUUGCUUUCCGAGAGUGGGGCCAAAUUUGCCCGUCACUCUGUGGGAAAGAGGAUAGCGGUUAAGUGAGUUCCUUCCGAAUAUACUUUUACCCUGCAAAUGAAUUCCGGGAGGAACGUGCUUUGGCUUAACUAUACCCGUACCUCCCUUCUGGCCUUCUUCCCUACCUUCCACCCCGAGAGCCUCCCAAUAAGGAGUGAGAAAGGGGGAGCAAACAUGUUGUGAAAAUUACUCUGUACCUCGGGAAUAUAGUGGAAGGAUAUCCAUUUCGUCUCUGGGCUACUGGUUUCUCGACCCAUGCUCCUUUUACCUCUUUUCAAGAGCGGGUGGCACGUUAGCAGGAGGCGCUCUCCUCGAACCCUUUAUAAAUCUUUAUUCCACUUUCGAGUGAAGUCCUGGUUAGCAGCAGUGGAUUUAGCGUGAUGCCUAUUCCUCCUCCUCCUCUUGUUUCUCCCCUUCUAUCUCAUGUGUAUCUUUUUUAGGCGUUUGGUGAUUCAUUGUGGCUCCCGGGCCUGUAGAUGAACUCGGAACAACUCUGCGGGGAUAUCGCUUUCGUUAGUAGCUUCUCUAUUCUUGCUACCGUUUCCUACCUUGUUACCGGAACGGGUCUUUACCGAAUAAUUAAUCUCUAUUCUCUUUACCCACUCUUGCUGGCCACGA